Pleuronectes platessa (European plaice) is the source of this 3098-nucleotide messenger RNA. It is a transcript of the gene atoh8, whose product is annotated as atonal bHLH transcription factor 8. NCBI's taxonomy places the organism in Eukaryota, Metazoa, Chordata, Actinopteri, Pleuronectiformes, Pleuronectidae. The coding region runs from base 1164 to 2264 and encodes 366 amino acids. The record is from RefSeq and is a predicted model, not a curated record. Gene Ontology annotation, molecular function: protein dimerization activity; DNA-binding transcription factor activity. The transcript has 3 exons.
CGCUGUGAUAAUCGCUCCUCCGCCUGCACCGUGGACAUUUCGGUACAGGCGGAUGAACGGACAGGGGGGUUUACAGCUGGAGGAUUUAUGGAUUAUUAUUCAUGUUUGAAUAACCUGUAACUUAUUGUCGCCAGCAAGUACGGAGUCACCACACCGAGCCAUGGCACCGUUUACAAGACGGGUCCCCGGGCUUCACUGAGGGAUGUGCCGGUACCAAGGCAGCACAUAGGGGACAGUGUCACCGAAGCCUGCGCUGUCGCUGUUGGGACGUAUUUCACUGAGUUUGGUGGAGUUGAUAAACUCAGUGUUAUUCUUUUCCUGUUUGUUUGGAAUAUGUUGCAACUGAAGUAUAUUUGGUUAAUUUGAAAACUGAUAGAAAACAGUGAUUGUCAGAGCUCUGUUUAACAUACCUGCUCAGUGGGAAAUCGUUUGGACUUGUACUUUAGCUCUUGAAUAGUUCAGCCAUCCUGUUCACGUGCUGUUCCCAUUAUUUUGUCCAGCAGCUGCAGUUCCGCUGCUGACUGUCUGUACUCAGUGUGAGUAUCAGUGUGGGUUAUUCACAGUGCUGCUAUGCAGACUGACUGGAGCCAUGCUCACACAGCCCCACUGUAACCCUGAUUCUGAGGCACAGGCCUGGAUUUCUUAAACAGAAAAAAAAACUUAAGCGUUGAGGAAAAGUGAGUCUCAAUCCAGUGGGACAACUUGUGCAGAAGAGCAGAUGUUACACAGCUUUGUGUAUUCAUGUGGAUUAUUCAUGAUGCUGCUAUGCAGACAGAGUGGAGCCUUAGGAAACCUGUUGAUAAUGUUAAAGUAAUACUCGACUCUGCCACCCCUCUAAUUGCAGUUGAACAGCUAAUGUUACACUGUUGGCAGCUGAAGAUCUGGCUAUAAGGUUGGAUGUUUGCUUGGGACCAAACAUUGUGUCUAUAACAGAACAGUGUUUGACUUAUAGUGUAAUGCUUUCACUAAUUCCUACAGAAGGUGAACUUUCACAAAGAUGACACACACUCUUAUAUGGUGAGGAAACAUUUUGGAAUUGAAAGAUUUAGUUUGACUGAAGUUUAUACAAGUAGUUCAGUUUCACUUCCAUUUUGCAGCCAAGAGUAGAUUGGUGGUGUAAGUUCAUUUCAGUUUACCUGGUUAGUUACAGUAAUUGUUGAACAAUGAAGAAUCCCCAUCAGCUGAGUAACACAUUGAAGCGAUCCCCUAACAAAGAUCCAGCACUGAUGUCUAUGUCUUGCACAAACAAGAAGUUCAAGAGGAAGUCUAGGGAGCCUAAAAGACUUUUCAGCAGCCCUGAGCCUGAGGGGAGGGAGACCUACCAUGGGGACAUGUCGGAUGAGGACUUAGUAGAUGACACCAAAACGGAGGCAUGUAAUGUCGGCACGUUGGCUCCAUUGCAGAGACAGCUGAUGAUGUCUCAGGAGGCAACAGCUAGCACUACAGGAAUUCUGUCAGGACUUCCAGGGGGCAACAUGGCUCCAGCUCAGGGUGGUGCUAUAGACAUGAGAAUUGGUAUCAGCAUGCCAGACAUCACCUCUAAACUGUCCCAGUUACCUUCCCCUCCAUUCUCUAACCAAGAGAUCUCCCACUGGCCCACUGUCAUCUCACAGCCUCUGUCCAACAGACUUAAACUGGGCCUUUGCUCUACUUUCCCUCUGUCAAUGUCAACAAGCUGCAGCCACAGCCAUUCACCUAGUCACCAGGCUUCCCCCCCGGAGCCCUCUCUGUCAGGCCAUGCUUCAGCUCUGCCUGGCCCAAGGAUUUUCCAGACCUCAUUGUGUCAAGAACAUGUGGAGCCCCAGGUGGAGUCACCUAAGGAGUCUCCCAGGAAGGGCGCUGAAAUGAGUUCUGAUGGACCUCGGUGUUUUCCAGAGGUUAAAGCGAUCCAGCAGACCAGGAGGCUUCUAGCGAAUGCCAGGGAGCGGACCCGUGUCCAUACCAUCAGCGCUGCAUUCGAAGCCUUGAGGAAGCAGGUGCCAUGUUACUCCUAUGGGCAGAAGCUAUCAAAGCUGGCUAUAUUGCGUAUCGCCUGCAACUACAUCCUGUCUCUGGCUCAGUUGACUGAACUGGACUACAGUUCAGACCACAGCAGUCUGAGCUUCUCUCAGUGUGUCGAGCAGUGUACCAGGACCCUGCAAGCCGAGGGAAGGAGCAAGAAGAGGAAAGUGAGAUAUAACAUACAUUUACAAAUAAUGACAGCUAACCAGAGAAUAAAAUUAACCAGAGCUGUCUCAAAAAUCACUCACUAUAAUUGCCGAUAGACAAGUUGGAGCAGCAUGAAUUAUUUUCAUUUUUUGUUUUGUCAAUGAGUUCACUAUACAGUCUCACAUAGAGCUCAACUGAUUUUGGACACAACCCAGGUCUUUAUUUCUAAGUGCCUUGUUAGUGUCAACGUGUGUGUGUGUGUGUCAUUAUGGCAAAAUUUUCACCUUUUAAACCUGAUAAAUACUAAUAUAUCCACAGGAUCAAUUGAGUUAUUAUAGCAACACACUAUGCUGGCAACGCUGUUUGUCCUGACUGAUAAACUACUGUCUAUAGAGGCUGCAAUUCCUCUACAGGUUUGCCUUAUUUAAUACUUCCAGUAGCUUACAGGGAAAUUAUCUUCUUUGUGUGACAGAAAAAGGUUAAAUCAGAACCAGAACAUAACUUGUUUGAUCUCCCCUUUCCAUUUUGUGAAUUAUACAUUAUUAGUAUAAUUAUAUAGUAUCAUAAUUUUAAGUUUUACUGCUUCUUUUGAUACGAUCCAGAGCUACUUCAGAAUCAGUCCUUUUUACAUGUGAUUUACAUGGUAAGCUCUGCAACGCAAUCUAUGGUGCAAGGUAAAGUUUGAAAAUGUUAUGUUCACCCUACCUAGUUUAUCUGCAGUGAAGCCAUUGUAUGAUCAUGAUCAACCAUUAUUUUGCACUGAUUUAAUAAUACUUUUUUUCAUAAAAUUUAACAACAUUUGCUUUAUUACUUUUCACAUGUCUGUUUUAUGUACAAUGGUGUUAUUAUUUUCCAUAUAUUGCAUAUUUCUAAUGUCUUUUAAGUAAUCGGAAAAAUCUUCAUGAGUUAACAAAUUUUCCAAAUAAAAGCCCUUAUUCAGCUAUAUAUAA